Letharia columbiana is the source of this 723-nucleotide messenger RNA. RefSeq lists its product as uncharacterized. The coding region runs from base 1 to 723 and encodes 240 amino acids. The record is from RefSeq and is a predicted model, not a curated record. NCBI's taxonomy places the organism in Eukaryota, Fungi, Ascomycota, Lecanoromycetes, Lecanorales, Parmeliaceae. The transcript has a single exon.
AUGGCAGUUCUUCUUAUGCUGGUCCAACUUGUCCUGGCGAUAGCUGCCUCUGUAGCUGCACUCCGCGACAUCACAUUGAAACUCGAACACGCCACUAUGCUUCUUGGCGUGACGUGCCAUGUCAGCUUGUCGUGUGAAGGUUUUGUCGCAUCCAGUACAAGCCCAGCGAGGACGACCAUUGGGUCCGACAACCGGGCCGGGAGUGGAAGGCGGGAGGGUGCUGCUCAUGGUAGGUGUCGUAUCGGAGGACUGAGCACCAAAGCCAGCGUUGGAUGUGCCAAACUUGUCACUGCCAUCGACCAGCCCGAUGACGGUGGCGUUGUUGGACGGGUAGAAACUGGCGUUGAUGUUACCAGUAGGAUAGGCGCCAUCACCAAAUUGAAGAGGAACAGCAGCACGGGCGCUCUGAACGGAGGCGCCAGGGGCAGUGACAUUGCCGACAGCGUGACCAAGGUAGUCGUUGCCAUUGUGCCCGAGGUUACUGGGAGCGUAGAUACCGCCAUUGAUGUUGUUGGCAUAUGGAAUAACCGUAGCAUUCUGAAGGGCACGACUGCUGAAGCUAGGAGCAGCAAUGUUGUCGUAUGGAGAGAAGCCUGCUUCGACAUUGUAUCCGACGUUACUGGGAGCGUAGAUAUCGCUAUUGAUGUUGUUGGCAUAUGGAAUAACCGUAGCAUUCUGAAGGGCACGACUGCUGAAGCUAGGAGCAGCAAUGUUGUCGUAUGA